Molecule: messenger RNA, 566 nt
Organism: Orbicella faveolata
Lineage: Eukaryota; Metazoa; Cnidaria; Anthozoa; Scleractinia; Merulinidae
Product: microfibril-associated glycoprotein 4-like
Source: RefSeq, a predicted model, not a curated record
AUGAACAGUCUAAGUUCACCCGGAAAGCAAUUUCAGGAAACCAUACUGCUUCGAGUGGAUCUUGAAGACACGACUGGAAAAACAACUUACGCCGAGUACGAUUUCUUUGGUGUGGCUAGUGAGAAUAGCAAAUACAAACUGAGUCUUGGAACCUACUCUGGAACUGCUGGCGACUCUCUUUCCCAUCAUCGUGGUUCAGCGUUCUCCACCAAAGAUCGCGACAAUGACAAGCAUUCUAGCAACUGUGCCAAUGUACACAAAGGGGGCUGGUGGUUCAAUGUUUGUCAUCACUCCAACCUGAAUGGGGUGUAUCUUCACGGUCAUCAUUCUUCUCCCUGGAAUGGUGUGCUCUGGAUAGGCUGGAAAGGAGCAAACUACUCCGCUAAACGAGCUGAGAUGAAAAUCAAACCAGUUAAAAACUAGAACCAAGUGUACUUGUAAGGCUUUUAAAUGGCAUUAGCCACGUGAUUCCUGAAUUAAGUGAGCUUUUUUAUAGCCUGAGUUUCUUGUGCCAUUCUAUGGUUGAUGUGAUCAUAAGAUCUAAAACGAUUUCUUAAUGGGUGAUG